Molecule: messenger RNA, 1557 nt
Organism: Cyclocybe aegerita
Lineage: Eukaryota; Fungi; Basidiomycota; Agaricomycetes; Agaricales; Hemipholiotaceae
Source: the annotation of a GenBank genome assembly
AUGGCUCUCCCAUUUGCUGGCCUCGUUUGCCUCUCCAUCGUUUCCAGCGUUUAUGCUGCCAUAGGUCCCGCUACGAACUUGUUCAUCGCAAAUAAGUUCAUCCAGCCGGAUGGGUUCAAUCGAUCGGCUGUUCUUGCGGGAGCCACCACAGACUCUGUAUCAUUCCCGGGACCUGUCAUCACUGGCAAGAAGGGGGAUACGUUCCGCAUGAACGUCAUCGACGCUUUGACCGACACGACCAUGCUGGUCAGCACGUCCAUCCACUGGCACGGCUUCUUCCAGCACGGUACCAACUGGGCUGACGGACCCAUAGGAGUGAACCAAUGCCCUCUCGCCUCUGGUCAUGCUUUCCUCUAUGAAUUCUCCGUUCCGGACCAAGCUGGAACCUUUUGGUAUCACUCUCACUAUUCGACUCAAUACUGUGAUGGCCUCAGAGGAGCGCUCGUGGUCUACGACGACAACGACCCAUACGCCCAUUUAUAUGACUUCGACGACGAGAGCACCAUCAUCACUCUGGCGGACUGGUACCAUACAGUUGCACCCUCUGCUGGAUUGGUACCUGGAUCGGACGCGACUUUGAUCAACGGUAUCGGCCGCUUUGCUGGGGGACCUGCAGUCGAUCUGGCGGUCAUCAGCGUAUUGCCCAACAAGAGGUACCGCUUCCGCCUAAUCUCAGUCUCUUGCGACCCGAAUUUCACUUUCUCCAUCGAUGGGCACAAUAUGACCAUCAUCGAGGUUGACUCCGUUAACGUUGAGCCCCUCACCGUCGACUCCAUCCAGAUUUUCGCCGCGCAGCGGUACUCCUUCGUUUUGACCGCCAACCAGCCCAUCGACAACUACUGGAUUCGCGCCCUCCCUAACGGCAACCCCGUCGGCUUCGAUGGUGGCGUCAACUCUGCCAUAUUAAGGUACAGUGGCGCACCUGUCGCCGAGCCAAACACGACUUCCACUUCGAGUAACCCGAUGCUCGAGACCAAUCUGCACCCGCUCGAGAACCCCGGAGCGCCGGGCAUCCCCGUACCCGGUGCGGCCGACGUCAAUCUCAACCUCCAGAUCGUGUUCAAUCUGACGUCGCUGCUGUUCACUGUCAACAAUGCGACGUUCAUCCCACCUUCGGUCCCGGUCCUGCUUCAGAUCAUGAGCGGUUCGUUGACUGCGCAGGAGCUGCUUCCUCCUGGGUCGGUCUAUGUCUUGCCGCCUAAUAAGGUUAUCGAGAUCUCCAUGCCAGGUGGCGCCAUAGGAAGCCCGCACCCUAUCCACCUUCACGGACAUAACUUUGACGUUAUCCGGAGUGCAGGAAGUUCUGUAUACAACGUCGCAAACCCUGUCCGUAGGGACGUCGUAAGCAUUGGAGCUGCGGGCGACAAUGUCACCUUCCGUUUCACGACCAACAAUGCUGGACCGUGGAUCAUGCAUUGCCACAUCGAUUGGCAUUUGAAUCUUGGUCUUGCCGUCGUAUUCGCCGAAGAUGUUCCAGAAGUCACCACCUUCACUCCUCCCGCCGAUUGGGACCGAAUUUGCCCAGACUUCAAUGCGCUACCGCCGCAAACCCUCUAA